AUGGUCAGCAAGUGGAUUGUACUCGCUGGCGUGAUGUUGGCUUCCAUUGGAAACUUGCUAUCCUUUCCAGGUGUAGAAGCUCGUUCCGCUUCGGUUAAAAUGAGUUUGGACCUAAGCGUGUCCGAGGACCAACAUCUCAUAACUGUGGAUAUGGUGCGCUUGUGCGCGCUCGAGACUGAUCUGUCAAUGGACGAACUGCGUAGGUUUAGUGAAAACGACUUCAGCAAUGCCACGAAGGCCACACAAUGUUUCACACACUGCAUCUUUGAACAUAUGGGCUUGGUGAGUAACGGGAUUUUUGUGGAGCGUGACAUCAUUAGUUUCCUGGGCGAUGUCACCGAUCCCAAACGCAUGUUGGAACGUGAGUGUUUAGGCCAAUUCAGCGAUAAUAAGUGUGAAAGAGCUUUCCUCAUUCAUCAAUGCUAUCGUGCUGGUCAACGGCUGAUGAGGCCGCCGAAUAAUCAACCCGAGCCUGUGGAUCAACUGAUUGAGGAGCGUAAUAGGGAAGAGGAAACGCCGGUUGUGGAUUUGCCUACAACGGAUUUGACAAUGCCAUCAGCGCACCGUAUGACUCCUGAUACUGAGCGUCAGCUACUAAUCAAAAACAUUCUAGCAAAACGUUUACCCAGAAAGCAAAACAUUAAACAGGGGUUGGAAGAGGACUAA
Bactrocera tryoni is the source of this 666-nucleotide messenger RNA. It is a transcript of the gene Obp47a, whose product is annotated as general odorant-binding protein 56a. NCBI's taxonomy places the organism in Eukaryota, Metazoa, Arthropoda, Insecta, Diptera, Tephritidae. Gene Ontology annotation, molecular function: odorant binding. The record is from RefSeq and is a predicted model, not a curated record. The transcript has 2 exons. The coding region runs from base 1 to 666 and encodes 221 amino acids. Gene Ontology annotation, biological process: sensory perception of smell.